AUGAAUUUAGAUCUAGAAUUUGAAUCCAACACCAACGCACCACCAAUAAACAAUGCUUUGGUGCCAGACAUCUACAACCGUCUUGAUGCUGAAAUUCAGGAAAGAACUCGAGUGUUUAAUACUUUACUUGAGAAGCGGUUGAUGGUGCAAGAGAAGGUCCUAAAUAAACAUAAGCAUGAUGUAAAAGUUAGUCACGAUAAAGAAACUUUCAAAAUCCGUCGAGAACUAUCCAGGAUACGCCAUAGUUUACCAACUGUUGGACUCGUACAUGGCCUUAACAAUGGGCUGGCAGAACGAGCUUUUAAUAAACGGAAAAUGAAUCCUUUGUACAUGGAGAAGAAUGACAUGCCCUUUUGUGAACGACAUUUGUUACAUUUUCUUCCUAAUAAGAGAAAAUACUAUAAAAAGUCUAAAGCCAAAAAGGUGUCCGAAACAUCAAAAGACAAAUUGCCUACAGUUGUUAAUUCUAAUACACAACCGGAAGUGGAAACUGCUGCUGCACAGGGAAGGGAAAAUUUCACUGAAGAACAAGAGCAUCAGAAGCAAUCAGAUCACCAGUCAUCUGGACAAAGUUAUGAUCAAAUAACGGUACAAGUAGAUACAAGUGAUGUAUUAAGUGCUCGAAGUCGGAUUGAAAGACGUUUACGCUAUUCAUCUCCAGCAAAGCUUUAG
Lottia gigantea (owl limpet) is the source of this 672-nucleotide messenger RNA. RefSeq lists its product as hypothetical. NCBI's taxonomy places the organism in Eukaryota, Metazoa, Mollusca, Gastropoda, Lottiidae. The transcript has a single exon. The record is from RefSeq and is a predicted model, not a curated record. Bases 1 to 672 code for a protein of 223 amino acids.